AUAGUUCACUACAUUUCAUUUUUGCAGACUCACUGUUUGCCAUCUCUUUAUAGCACCAGUGGUAAGCUAGGGGUCCUAUCGGGAUAUCCGUUUGUUUGUAGUUGACCGUGUUUGUAUAGUAAUCUCUGCCCCAAAUCAUAUUGCUUGACCAGUAUAUACCCACCCAUCUCCAUAAGAAGUCUUCACUUCACCGUUCUAGACCUGAACUUGACGGAUACUACCACUCAUAACAUCUUCAAGACGUCAGACAUGGCUCCGCUCGUCACCCUAAUCACUGGAUGUUCUACCGGCAUUGGUCUUACGACAGCCGUCAAGUUGGCCAAAGAUGCAAAUAAAUACAUAGUGUACGCAACCAUGAGGAACCUGGCGAAGAAAGGAGACCUUGAGCAGGCUGCAGGCAGCGCCCUCAACGAUACCCUAUUUAUUCGGCAGUUAGAUAUCACCAAAGAGGAGUCGAUUGUGGAUGCUGUUAAAACAAUAAAAGAGAAGCAUGGCAAAGUCGACAUUCUAGUUAAUAACGCAGCAUUUGGAUGGAUGGGACCACUUGAAGAGAUGACGAUGGCUCAUAUGAGAAAUAUGUCAGAAACCAACAUCGUAGGAACAUAUCGGAUGACACAGGAAGUAAUACCUAUCAUGAAACAACAGAGGUCAGGUCGUAUAGUCAAUAUCAGCAGUCUUGGUGGAAUUAAUGGUUUUCCAUUUAGUGAAGUUUACAGCGCAACGAAGUUUGCCAUGGAAGGAUUCACUGAAGCUCUUCAUCCUGUAUUGAAAUGCUUUAAUGUCAAAAUCAGUACUGUCUGCCCAGGUCCAGUUCUAACCAGUUUCCAAGAAAACAUGAGUGCCAACCAAGAUCCAGAAGCUAAAUCGUCUGAUGCAGAAGACCCAACAAAGAAGAUGUACACAGGUUUCAUAGGUGCAUUGAUGGCCCCGAUGAAGGCAGUGGCCCAAAGUAGUGAUGAGAUUGCUGACGUCAUUAUAGAUUGCAUCAAAUCGGAAGACCCCGCCCUACGAUGUGGAACCAACGAGAGUACCAAUAAACGUCUGAGGGAUCGCUUCAAUGGCGGCAUCGGGGAUGCUGCAGCGCAAAACUGGUAUAAGAUGAUGCAGACCGCUUCAAAGCAUUGAGGAAAUAAUCUCUUCCUUAAAACGCUCAAUGAAACUUUCUACUCCUACACAAUUUAUCUUCCUUUCUCCUUUCUUUAACGGUUUCCCCUUUUUCAUCUCCCGCCCUUCUCUCUUUUACUUUCCUUUCCUCCGUUUUACAAUAACUGAUAUUCCCCCCGAUAUUUGGGGAGCAUUUCACAAUAUGUAUUUCCCUGAGAAAACAGUGGUAUUAAAACUGAAAUGAAUGCACCUGGCAAUUUACACCAUGCAGUGUUUAAUUCGUGAUCAUAGUUGAUCACCCAUUGGUGUUUUACACGUUCGGUCAACACUAUUCGGUGUUAAACUCAAGGUCCAUGGUGUAUUUUAACUCCCACUCGACUUGAAUUGUUUUUAACACCGGAAGUCUUACAGUGUACAACUGUCAUGACUGUUAUAAGCUACUUAAAUCCAUGCAUGUGAUUGGCUUAGAACUACUUAAUUUGUCAGCAACGCUCCAUGUAGCUUAGCAAUACUCAAUGGUCUUAAAGUAUUAUUCUAUUUAAGGGCAGUUCGAAGACAGAAUAUAUCUCAAAUGUCAUUUUCCAGUCAUAUACAAAAUAAUGUUUUUUUAUGAGAACUAAAAUCUAUUGAAUCAAGUUUUGCUUCUGAAUACUGUUGGUAGUUUUUCUUUUAGAUAAUCUUGUGAUUUGUUUAAUCAUGUUAAUGAUCAAUUGUAUUUCUUCAUCGAUUUUUUGUAAUUUUGGCCCCAUUGCCAGUAAAAUCCUUAAUGAUUAAUUAUCAUCUCUAGAUUUUUUUUCUUAGAGAAUAUACUUGCUGUAAGAUCUGGAUGAAGUUAAUAUGUUUAAAUGAAAAUUUUAUGAUAAAAAUGUUUCACGGCUAUUAAAGAUGGGCUGUACUCAAAUGAGUUCAAAAAUACAGUCGGAUCCUUUAUAGUAUAAAUAUAUUUUUUUAAUUCAAUUAAAUUCAAGAAUACAUUUAUUUUCUUCCAUUUUCACAAGACAUCAAUUUACAAUAUAAUUUAUACAAAAGGCUACUUUCCAUACAUACAUCGGGGUCUACAUCCACACAAAAGAUACAAGACUACUGUACAGUAGUCUUGAUUCACAGACUUUCUGAUGAAAUAGUUCAAGAUAUACCAGAAUACUGCAGAGUUUGGUAUAGUUUAUUUUUUGUUUCAUAUUUUCCACAUUUAUGCAGCACAUUUUUUUAUCGCUAUGACAAUAGAUAUAAGAUAAAUAGAUAACAUUAAUUUAAUGAACUCAGAUCGUUUUCACUGUACAGAACGAAAGAGCCUCUUUCUUUUAUUAUAGAAAUAAAUAAUGAUAAUUAUAUCCA
This is a messenger RNA of Lytechinus pictus (painted urchin), 2439 nucleotides long. Its product is annotated as retinol dehydrogenase 8-like. Bases 250 to 1125 code for a protein of 291 amino acids. Lineage: Eukaryota; Metazoa; Echinodermata; Echinoidea; Temnopleuroida; Toxopneustidae. The record is from RefSeq and is a predicted model, not a curated record. Gene Ontology annotation, cellular component: cytosol. The transcript is spliced from 6 exons. Gene Ontology annotation, molecular function: oxidoreductase activity.